AUGGCCAAGGACAAGAAGAAGAGUGCCGAGUCGAAAAAGGCGAAAAAGGCCGAGAAGGCGGCCAAGCAGGCCAGCAAGGGGGAGAAAAAGGCCAAGACCAAGGCGGCCCGGGUCGAGGGCAGCGAUGCCGAGGACGUGGACCUGGACGAGGUGCUCGAGGAGUAUCGCCGCCAGCAGGAGCAGUUCCUCAAGGUGACGGAGACGGUGUGCGAGGGUCCGCCCCGGCCUCGUGCGGCCUCGACGCUGCUGGCGGCGCCGCACGACAGCAACAGCCUGCUGCUGUUUGGCGGCGAGUACUUCAACGGCUCGCUGGCCCAGUUCUACGGCGACCUGCACAUGUACAACAUCGCCCGCGACGAGUGGCGGUGCGUCACGUCGCCCAACUCACCUCUGCCGCGGUCCGGCCACGCCUGGACCCGGGCCAGCAACCCGAGCCACGUCUACCUCUUUGGCGGCGAGUUCUCGUCGCCCAAGCAGGGCACCUUCCACCACUACUCGGACUUUUGGCGCCUCGAGCCCGCCUCGCGCGAGUGGUCCAAGAUCGAGGUCAAGGGCAAGGACAAGAGCCCGCCCGCCCGGAGCGGCCACCGCAUGACCUACUGGAAGCAGUACAUCCUUCUCUUUGGCGGCUUCCAGGACACGUCCAACCAGACAAAGUACCUGGCCGACCUCUGGAUCUUCGACACGGUUCACUACAUCUGGCACUGCCCGGUCCUGCCCCAGGCCCAGCUCAAGCCCGACGCCCGCUCCUCCUUUACCCUGCUGCCCUGCGACCAGGGCGCCGUCCUCUUCGGCGGCUACUCGCGCGUCAAGGCCACCGUAGUCCUCAAGAAGCGCGGUGGCAAGGCGCAGGGCCUGGGCCAGAAGAACGUGCUCCUCCCAAAGGUCCACGAUGAUUGCUUCUUCCUGCGCAUGUCCCUGCCGGCGGCCGACGCGGGGCCCGGCGCCCCGCCCACGGUCCGCUGGGAGCGGCGCAAGAAGCCGGCAAACGCGCCCAACCCGUCCCGCGCCGGUGCCACCAUGACGUGGCACAAGGGCCGCGGCAUCCUCUUCGGCGGCGUCCACGACGUGGAGCAGAGCGAGGACGGCAUGGACAGCGAGUUCUUCAACCAGCUGUUUGCGUGGAACGUCGAGCGCAACCGCUUCAUGCCCCUCGGCCUUCGCAAGCCCCGCCAGCAGAGGAAGACCGUGCCGGAGCAGCGGGCGGGCCGCCGCGGCCGCGCCCAGGCCAACGAAGAGGAGCUCCUGCGGCAGCUCGCGGCCCUCGAGACGGGGGCGUCCCUGGACGACGCCGACGGCAUAGAGCUCGAGAAGAAGCCCGAGGAGCCGCAGGAGGACGAGCAGCCGGCCAGAGAGAUGCUCGUCAGCAUGGACCCGCCGCACGUGAGGUUCAACGCGCAGCUGGCCGUGCAGGACGACGUGCUCUACAUCUACGGCGGCACGUUUGAGAAGGGAGACCGGGAAUUCACGUUUGACGACCUCUACGCAAUCGAUCUGAGCAAGCUCGACGGGUGCAAGGAAAUAUUCAGCAGGCCUGUCGAGGACUGGAUCGAGUCUGAGGACGACGACGACGAAGAAGAGGAUGAGGACGACGACGACGACGACGAGGAAGACGAAGAGGAGGACGGCGACGAGGCAGAGCAGCAGCACACCUCGAGCAAGCGCAAGAAGAAGGACGACGCCGUCUCAGACACGUCUUCGGAGACGCCUUCGUCGGCCCCAUCGGAGGAAGACGAGACGGAGACGGCCGCCUCGUCGGUGGACGAUGGUCUUCCGCAUCCACGACCCUUCGAGUCGCGGCGCGACUUCUUCGUGCGGACGUCGGCCGAGUGGCAGGAGGUGCUGAUGACGAGCCUGCGGUGGAAGGGGGUGCAGCCGGAGCGGCUGGCGGUCAAGGAGAUCAAGGCCAAGGCGUUUGAGCUGAGCGAGGAGAAGUGGUGGGACAGCCGCGAGGAGAUUCUGGCGCUCGAGGAGGAGCAGGAGGCGGCGGGGAUCCAGGAGGUGGUGAGCCUGGCCGAGAGGGGCGAUGCGGCGGGUGCGGGUGCGGCGAGGCGGAGGUGA
Molecule: messenger RNA, 2061 nt
Organism: Hirsutella rhossiliensis
Lineage: Eukaryota; Fungi; Ascomycota; Sordariomycetes; Hypocreales; Ophiocordycipitaceae
Product: galactose oxidase, central domain-containing protein
Exons: 4
Coding region: 1-2061 (686 amino acids)
Molecular function (GO): protein binding
Source: RefSeq, a predicted model, not a curated record